Molecule: messenger RNA, 161 nt
Organism: Dentiscutata heterogama
Lineage: Eukaryota; Fungi; Glomeromycota; Glomeromycetes; Diversisporales; Gigasporaceae
Source: the annotation of a GenBank genome assembly
CCUUACGAGCCAAUUGUACAUGGAGCUUUUGGGAUCGACCAACCUGAACCUUUAGAUAUGUUUAUAAUACGAAAUAUAAAAGAUUUAAUACAAAUUAUAGAAGACUUUUUUAACGUAGUUAUCAGCAGAAGUAAUGGAUUUGGACAUCCAGAUUAUGAUGG